UCUCUGUCUUCAUUUCACAACUGCAGUUUCUUCCUUUUUUUAAUUUCAGUUUUUGUAAUGUUUUCGUGUCUUUUUUUGCUCUAAAACUGGGAAGUGGCCAUUUCAGUGCUGUUUUCGGUUUAUUUCAUGAGAUUUGUGGCUGACUGUUCAGACUCUCAUACCAACAGAUGAUUUUGUCACUUUAUUCAAUCAUGUUGUCCUUGGCUUUGAUUCUUACUUGUGCCUGUGAGUAUGAUGGAAAUGUUCUCUCUACUAAAUGACGACUAGACUCCAGCAGCACACACUUGAUUAUAUCUCCAGACUGAAGAUGGAACAACAGUAUUAAUGAUCUUAAUAAACUUGGUGGUGAUCACUCAACAUCAUGUGGAAAUCUGUGGAUUCAACCUAUCUGCUUGGUUUCCUUUUUUAUCUGCUUAUACCUCAUACAGGAGUCCUUUCGGAUGCACAUGAAUGCCUCAGGAUCUCGCUCAAUGCCAACCCUGUGCACCUGGGGUCAUCACUGGUUGCUACCUGCAAAAUAAUAAACACCUCCUGUCUUAUGGGCUCUAUUGCUCACGCCUCCGAGAUACUGUGGCAACACGACAAUGUGUACAUUGACAAGACACAGUACACAAUUGUGGAAAAGACCAUGUCCCAAGUCAACAUUUCUGCUUUCAACCAAACAGUUGGAAACCUCAGCUGUCAGAUUCCACAAGGAUCAGAAGGAAUUCUGCAAAAUGAUGUGCAAAUCCAAGCUGGCUUUCCUCCAGAGAAACCAACGAAUUUAACUUGUGUAACAAGCUGGAAGGAAAAAAUCAGCAUGACAUGCAGCUGGGAUCCAGGCAGGGACUCCUACAUCCGAACAACCUACACACUCCGCAGAAUAAAGAAUUUGGGUAAGUGCCAUAAUCAUGAAAUGGAUGCAAAGUGGAAUGAUUGCUUGUCUCAGGAUUCCCAUUCCUGUACUGUUCCUCGUGACAAACUCCGUCUCUUCUCCACUGACGAUAUCUUUGUGCUCGCGAAGAAUGAACUCGGAUCCCAAGUGUCUGACGUCCUGUGCCUUGAUGCAAUGGAUGUGGUGAAACUAGAGCAGCCUGUCGAUCCCAUCAUACAAGGAGAUCCACGAAGCAGCAAUUGUUUGAUUCUAAGAUGGAGGAUAAGAAUUAAACCCCACAUUCAAUGCCAGUUGCAGUACCGGGAACACAGCGAGUCUGCUUGGAGACAAAUUUUGGCUUUCAAAGAACUGCAGAAAGAGGAGCGUCUGUGCCAGUUGUCACCAGGCACUGAGUACCUAAUCCGCAUGCGUUGUAAGUUGUCUGGUACAACUCAAUACUGGAGUGACUGGAGCACAGAAUACUCUGGACGCACUGCAGAAAGCCCUCCUGUGGGGACACCUGACGUCUGGUGGCAUUUUGAAGGUUCUGCUCAAGAUGAAAAAAUGCACAUUCGAAUAUUUUGGAAAGAACUGAAGGAGUCAGAAAUGAAUGGGAGGAUCCAAGGCUACAGAGUGACAUAUGGAUGUGAACCUGAUGCUAAUCAUCCUGAAGUCACUUUAUGUAAUACUACAAGUUUGAGCUGCAGAAUCUCAACUCCCAAAGGAGAUGGCAACAUAUGUGUCCGUGCUUACAACACAGCUGGGCACUCUCCUGCUGCAUUGCUGGCACUGCCGACUCUAUACCAGACAGAUAUUGCUGCUCUUCAUCCACAUGUAAACAUCAUCCCAAUAACAGAACACAGUCUCCAAAUUAAUUGGACUCUUCUCAGCAUCCCAGUUCUUGGUUACAUUGUAGAAUGGUGCAAAAUGUCAGAAUAUUCCUGUGAAAUCAACUGGAAGAAAGUUUCAGCAGACAGCACUAGUUCUGUUCUACAAGAGAAUAUUGAACCCAUGAAAUGUUAUGCCAUCUCCAUCUACCCUCUGCUUUUCAAAGGACUUGCAGUUCCAUAUUCUACUGAAGCAUAUUCCAAGCAAGGUGCCCCACUGACUGGCCCGAAAGUAACUGCAAGCCGUAUUUGGAAAUCUAAAGCUGAGGUGAUCUGGGAGGAGAUUCCAAUCAACAAACGCCAAGGUUUUAUUCGGAAUUACACAAUAUUCUACAGUGAUAAGACAGGGCUUGUUCAACAUAUCGUGAGAAAUGAAUUGGAAAAGAGAUACGUGUUGACUGGGCUUCGAGCUGCUACUGAUUAUGAGGUGACAGUCAUGGCAACAACUGAUGCAGGUGGAACAAAUAGUUCUGUCUUGAAUCUUACCACAAAGAAAUCUGAUGAUGAGAACAUUGUGAUUAUCAUUGCAUGGCUUUUCCUAAUUCUCCUUCUCUUGAUGUCCGUUCUGCUUUUGAUGUAUUUUCUUUACAAAAAGAUGUCAACUGGCCAACUAUGGCCAAAGAUACCAAAUCCUGCAAACAGCGCCCUUGCCAGCUGGAGCCCAGGGAGGCAAUCCCAGGAUUGGAAUUCUUUGGAAGGAGCCCCUGACCACGUUGUUUCCUCUGUUACUUUACUUCAGAGAGACGAAAGACAGAACACCGCUUUUGGAGCAAAAUCAAACCCCUUGCUUGAUGAUGAAAAUGUUCUGAACGUUGACGUGAAUAUAAAGAGCACCAGUGGUGUAGCAACUCUGCACUGUUGCUCAGAGGGGCAUAAUUAUGUUGUUUACAUGUCAUACCACAAUCAUUCUGAGGAGGCUCAGUAUGCAACUGUGUUGCACUCUAAAGGUCCACCCACACUCUUCUUGAGGUCAGAUUCCACUCAACCACUUCUGCAUGAAUUAACCCCAAGUCCCAAACUAUAUGAGAAUCCAUGGUUUACAACGUCUGCUACAAAUGACAGUGAAUCGUCCCAGGAUAUUUCAUUGUCAGGUGUUACAGUUGAAGAGGAGGAAAUCUGGAAAACGUUCCCACUUUUAUGGGGAUUGGUGUCUGAGCACAAAGCUGAUUAAAUGGUGACACAGUUAUGACCCAUUGGUGAAUUACAGAAAUGGUGACACAUUGAUUGAUGAUGCACUGAUGCUUCAAAGAUGCCACAAUCGUCAAUGCUGAAUGGUAACAGCUCUGCUCCAUGCACCAGUGUGAGCAACUCACUCUGCCCAAUUCCUCUGCUAUUUCUGCAUUGACCUGCAGUUUGUUUCUUCUCUUCAUGGAGUUCUAUAAAUUCCUUUUGAAUCCACAUUUGAAUCUGCCUCCCCCACCAAUCUCCAAAAGUACAUUCCAGAUUUCAAACACUGGCUCUCAGAUUUUCUCCUGUCACUUUUGGUACUUUUGCUGAUCACCUUAAUCAAAUGUCCUCUGGUUUUUGACCUUUCCACCAAUGGAAAGAAUUUAUCUAAACUGUUUGAUCCAAACCUCAGGUCAUUUGAAUACGUGCAUCAAAUUUCCUUGCAACAACCAGUUCCCAAAGGAUAAAACUCUCAACUUUGUUGAUUUAUACAUGUAACUGAAGUCUUCUGUCAUUGGAACCAUUCUCAUUUAUUUUUCUGUGUCCUCCUAAAAAGACUGUUACCUGUAGUUAGACACAAAACUCUAAUUAAAACUGAGCUAUGUUCACCACAAACUCCUUACUUUUGUAGUGUAUAUACUUCUUUUUGCAAAGCCCAAAGUUUCAUUUUCCCAUUAACCACUUUCACAUUCAAUAUAUGACCAAUAUCAAUAAUUCAUAUUGGUAUUUCUCCAGAUCUUUCUGCUCUUGCACCCUAUUUAGAGAGAGAAUUGUAUCCUUCACUCUCUCACCUUUUCAUAUUACCCAAACAAAAUGUAUUAUUUCACACUUCUCUGAACUAAACUUCAUAAGCCCAGCCAUUUGAUCAGCCUCAUGAUGUCCUCUCUCAGUUCACAAUGCUUCCAAUUUUAUGUCAUCAGGAAAUUUUGAAAUUGUGGCCUGCACACCCAAGUUUGGUCAUUAAUAUAGAUCAUGAGAAACCAUAAAUCGUGAGGAUCAAGAGUAGACUAUUCAGCCUAUCAAGUCUGCCCCACCAUUCAGUGUGAUCGUGCCUGAUCGAACACCCAUUCUCUAUUACUCAAACAACUUGUAUCCAUGCUGCCUCGAUUGCCUUUGUUCCUUGGGCCUCAGCUUUGCUGACAAAGCAUUUUUAAAGAAAACCUUUUGGAAAUCCAUGUACAUGACACCAAUC
Stegostoma tigrinum is the source of this 4099-nucleotide messenger RNA. Its product is annotated as granulocyte colony-stimulating factor receptor-like. Gene Ontology annotation, biological process: cytokine-mediated signaling pathway. Gene Ontology annotation, cellular component: external side of plasma membrane. The coding region runs from base 362 to 2911 and encodes 849 amino acids. The transcript has 16 exons. NCBI's taxonomy places the organism in Eukaryota, Metazoa, Chordata, Chondrichthyes, Orectolobiformes, Stegostomatidae. The record is from RefSeq and is a predicted model, not a curated record. Gene Ontology annotation, molecular function: protein binding; cytokine receptor activity.